AUGGUCGACACCUCUGCGGACAACCCGUCGCAUGAAAAUGAGGACAAACUGAUGGCAAACGGCGUCCACAGCAGCGAUGAGUUGUCUGAGGAGGAGAGCGAAGAGCUGUUCACACAAAUGGAGAGCCAAUUGACGGACAAAGAAGUGCUUCAUAUGACAGAUGUGUUGCAAUGUCUGCAACUGUCGGACACACGAGGGUUGCGCCGAUUGGCCACAACAGGCGACGGAUUCAUUGACGACAAUCUUCGGCGCCAGAUAUGGCCCAAAGUGGCCAAAGUGUCGGUCGUCGAGACGAGUCCCCGACCCUCGCCCCAGACCAUCGAAAGCCAUGCCUUCUAUAACCAGGUGGUGAUGGAUGUGAACCGAUCGCUGUCGCGGUUCCCGCCGUCCAUCGAAGCCACGCACAGGAUCUCAAUGCAGGACUCAUUGAUUCGGCUAAUUAUGAGGGUUUUGAUCAAAAACCCUGAACUCCACUACUUUCAGGGCUAUCACGACAUUUGUGUCACGUUUCUCAUGGUAUUGGGCGAAGAGAUGGCUUUCUAUGUCGUGAACCAGUUGUCGAAAACCCAUUUCCGGGUAUUCAUGGAGAAGACGAUGGAUAAGACGGCGGAUCUCAUGGAUAUCAUAGCCAUUGUGGUGCGGGAGGAGAGUCCGAGUUUGGGUCAACAUAUGGAUCGCUCACAAGUCGGCACAAUCUUCGCGCUCUCGUGGGUCAUCACUUGGUUCAGUCACGUGUUGCCCACCUAUGAGGACGUCACCCGACUCUUCGACUUCUUCCUCGUGAGCCACAGUCUAAUGCCGUUGUAUUUUACGGUGGCUCUCGUCCUACGCAAAGAGCACCACAUUCUGGACGCCGACUGUGAUAUGCCGUCCAUUCAUCAACUCCUGACACUCGUGCCCGAGACGGAAGAGUUGCCCAUCGAGUCACUCAUUGGGACGGCACUGGAGCUCAUGGACAGACAUCCGCCGCAGGAUAUGAUUAGAGCGCAGCAGAAGGAGAAGAAAGAGCGGUUAAUGUUAGCAAAAAGAGCCAAAAAUAGGGCUUUAUUUGGAUCGGUGUUUGACUUUCGCUAUCUAUUCCACACAUUCACUCGCUUUCAGUUCAUGUCAAUCACCGUUUUGGUUGUAUUUUGUGCCACAUUUUAUCAGAUAUAUUGGAAUGUCUAA
This is a messenger RNA of Oppiella nova, 1167 nucleotides long. Lineage: Eukaryota; Metazoa; Arthropoda; Arachnida; Sarcoptiformes; Oppiidae. The record is from the annotation of a GenBank genome assembly.